CUCAAGAUGGCGAAAGACCUGGAUGCGCUCCUGGAUGAAGUCGAGAGCAAAUUCUGCAGCCCCGACCCCCUGAGGCUGGGCCUGGGCGAGCGGCCCCCCAGCGGCGACCGGAACGGAGCCGAGGAGGAGGAGGAGGAUCCCAGGUGAACGCGGGCGGGCGGACGGACGUGCUGGGCCCAAAGCCGCCCGCCGCCGCGGAGCGGCCUGGCCGCAGGCUACCUCCCCUCCCCGCUCGGACCCCGCGCCUGAGCGAGCCCGAGGGAGCCCAGACCCUACCAGACGGCCCUCACCCAACGGGGAAUCCGGCAGCGUCCCUCCCCUAAACCCCUCCGAGGGCCAUGCUGCCCUGGCCACGCAGCCUUCCCUUCCAGGCUGCGGUGCGGGGACUGAAACGUCCUGCCUCACCCCGUUACCAGGCAACCCUAGGCCAGUUGUUAGGACACCAUUCCAUCCUACUGUUGUCUGAUGUAAGCGCAAGGAGGAGUUAGAGAAGACUAGACUUGAUUAUUAAAGAAGUAUCCAUUGUAAACAUCGGAAUUAAUAGCCCAGUUGUUUGCCCAUUGCCCAUGGCACCAAGUUAUGGAGCCCAGCAAAUGUCUGAUAUCCAGGUCCAAGUUUGAGGACACUUAAGUAUUUGGUGUCUCAACAAAAAUAGAAAAUAUUCACCUUUCAAGUGAAGGCUUAGGAUCUGCACGAACCCUUGCUAGAGUCUUUUGGAAACUUGUCGCUUGCCUAGAACAUUUGGGAAAGGCAAAUGCUCCAAUGAAGGAGCCACUUCUGGGAGCUCACUGAGGAGACAGAGAAUAACCCCUUUGACAACGACCAAGAGGACGUUGUCACCUUUGAGCUGGGCGAGAUGUUACAAAAAUAAAUCUUCAAGUUAGUUUUUUUGUAACAUGAAUUUAACUGUCAGACAGUUAGUGUACGUUUGUUGGGCCAUCUGUUUUCAGCCAGGUUGUGUUCAUGGACUUUGCACACCCAUUUGGAGACCCCAAGUUCAAAGGAAAAAGCACCCAGUGUGCUUUGAGGUCCAAGGAUAGGGGCAAUUGGGAAAAACGGACCUAAGUUAGUGAGUUGCUUUCUGCACUAGAUAAGAAGGUCUCCUUGAGGUUUCUGUGAGAUCUGCCCCUUGGUGGUUCUCUGUUCUCUACACUUUAAUCCCCAUCAUAUGUGCUGUCCUGUGGUUUGGGGCUCUUGUUUAAUCUCACGCGUGGAAUACUAUUACUGAGUAACCAGAACCAGCUGCGAAUUGUUGAGGUUAACGUGAAAAGACCUAAAGACACACGAAGCAUGCAGUGGCGGCCCAUCAGUGCAAAGCUGGCUGGUAACUCCUGAGGAUCAUUGGACUUGGUAUUGAGCGUGAUGGAGCAUGUGAGCAGCUUCCCAUCUGUGCACAGGUCAGCAGAAACAUGUCAAAAAGAAGAUGACCUUGACAGUCUUAUUAAUGAGAUAUUUGAGGAGCCAAACUUUGAGAAAAAACCUUUUCAAAAAUUUAAAUCUAAAUCUUCAAGUAACACAUCUGUCAGAGCUUCCGUUCAAGGCCUCAGUAAGAGUUGCAGUCCGGUGUAUCUCAGUGGAAGCUCCGUUCCAUGUGGGAUUGGAACAAACACCUCGCCGAGAGCAUGUGACCAGCUGCGUUGUAUAGCCUGUGAUUUCCGGAUAGUGAGCUACAAUGACUAUAUGUGGGACAAAUCAUGUGAUUACCUGUUCUUCAGGAACAACAUGCCGGAAUUCCACAAACUGAAAGCAAAGUUGGUCCAGAAGAAAGGAGCCCGGGCGUAUGCUUGCCAGUGUAGCUGGAGGACUAUUGAGGAACUGACGGACCUGCAGACAGAGCAUCAGCUCCGCUGGGUGUGUGGUAAACACUGAGGGUGCAGGCCGUCCACCUUCCGACAGCGGCAUUUCUGAGAGCACGCUCUGCUCACCGGAAAAUAAUGUCCCGGACAGCAGGACACCGGGACACCGGGACAGUACUCCUUUUGGCACAGGCGUCUUACUUAGUAGGUUAAAAUAUCUGAAUUUACUAGCCUGUCUCCUGCUAGAGAUUUAAAUUGUGGCAGUUUGUUCAAAUUUAGAGCCUUUCCGUCGCAGCUGCAGCAGUGGCUGCUCAUGCUCUCUAGUGCAUUCUCGUGUGUCAUGGCUGACAAGACACCCGCUGGCCAGGGCAGAGAGUUCACUGUCACACAUGCCCAUGGUUUCUGCUCUUACCAUGAGUUCAACCUGAGAGAGAAGAGAUGGCCACUGGUGCGCUGAGGGUUGUCGAGGGUGCGGUGCGUUGUGAACCCCCCACUGUAUAUGUGCCUCAUGGUGUCUCUCACUCAGCUCAGUAUUAUGCACAAUAGUGACAAUAAUAGUAACGUCUCCAUUGUAGUGUAGUCCCCUCCUGUGCUCAUUGAAAUAUCUAGUUUUAUAUUAGUAAAUAUCUAUAUAUAAAAGAUUUUCGGUGUAUCUAAAAUGGCUAACGUCCUUCAAAUAAGUAGGACUGUUGUUGGGUUUUUCAUUAAACUCCAUAAUUCCGUCACAUAAACAGCAACCUGUGACUUUUCUAGUACGAUCCGGUUGAUACAUCAUUAUUGAAGCAUAGCUAACCAGUGGUGGCCUGGGGAGAAACUGUAUCACCGCAACAUGUUCAAGAAAUGCAGUAUCUCUGUUUUGUUUCCCAGCCCCAAAGACAUUUCAGGGCCUUUCCAGUCUGCCAAAAUUCAACUGUGUGCCUACUCCCCUGUGUCUGUUAUCUGGUGUAGGUGUGUGACACUGGGCGCUCUGAAGGAUGUAAACUGUAGCACAGCUCUGAGCUGCUUGGUUUUACAUUAGCUCUGUUCCAACCACCUAGGACCCUCUACACUAAAAGCCUGUGCCCAGGUAGAGCACUGGCAAAGCGUGGGCAAGGUCCUAAGUCAUUCCCAGCAGUACAAAACGAGAUAAAGAAAAGCAAGCUUUUCUUGACUGUGACACACUUACGCACUUGUAAAUAACUCUGGUUGCAACAAAAGAAAUCUCAAUGGCUGAUACCCACAUUUUUGUAUCAAGAUAUAUUUACAAGUUUUAUCUUUAAAUAAAUCUUUUUAUUCCUCAAAAUUCUGUGUAAUUAUGUAAUAAACAUGGAAAUUUUGAUUGACAGCA
Alexandromys fortis (reed vole) is the source of this 3123-nucleotide messenger RNA. RefSeq names its product cilia and flagella associated protein 418 (gene Cfap418). NCBI's taxonomy places the organism in Eukaryota, Metazoa, Chordata, Mammalia, Rodentia, Cricetidae. The transcript has 6 exons. Bases 1363 to 1869 code for a protein of 168 amino acids. The record is from RefSeq and is a predicted model, not a curated record. Gene Ontology annotation, cellular component: cytosol.